AUGCCGCGGGAGAUCAUCACCAUACAGGUGGGGCAAUGCGGGAACCAGAUCGGGAUGGAGUUCUGGAAGCAGCUCUGCCUGGAGCACGGCAUCGGCAAGGACGGCCUUCUCGAAGAUUUCGCCACCCAGGCAAAGGCCGUCGCCCUUUUUUUUAGUCUCUUGAGCAAGUUUCUGCAUCUUGGUCGCUUUGUCACUUAGCAUAGUGUUAGGUUUCCCUUCCCGCAACAUUCUUUGGGAGUUGCUACAUAACUGAUCAUUAUAUCUAUUUGUCCGAGAAGUCUAGAUAAUUCUCUCAUGCUAGGGUUUAUUCUGAGGUUGAUGAGAAUUCACUGUAUCAUGUGAAGAUCGACAUAGAAUGAGCAAAACAGGUCGGGCUUUCUUGUUAACCAUUUAUAUGAAGAAGAAGAGUGCAACCCAUAUAUAGUCUGGGCAAUCAUAGAUGUGUUCAUGAUGAUCCAUGGUGUUUAAGACAAGUUCAAAUGGCCUUCUCCGUUUUCGUGAAUAUUAGGAUACGUAUUUUCAAUCUGCUCGUUUCCAGAUUUAACUUUUGGUUACCAACUAAUGUAUAUGUUUUAAUUAAGUUAUGAUUAGUCCAUAAGAAAAUCACCUGGAAAACAAUCUACCUCAAUGGGUUGAGUUAAUUGCAUUUAGAUGAAUAUUAGUUACAAUUAUCUUGUUUCUUAUCUAAAGUACAGUUGGUUUAUGCUCUUGGAAGUGACGUAUAGUUGUUGAUUUUUCUCUGAAGUGUAUGGCUAUUUAUGAAGUUUGUGAUUGGGCAGAUAAUAAGAUUCUAAAAGUUUUAUAUUCCCGGAUAAAUGAAAAUGUGUUCAUGCUUUCGGCCACAUUAAAUUGCUUCACGUAGUAAAUUUACUUACUUAUUAAUAUUAAAAUCAUAAUUCCAGUCUUCGUCCAUCAUGGCAGAUGUCCAGAUGCAUUAUUCUUUGAGGCACGAACUUAACUCCAUAACCCGUAAAAGGGAGAAUUUAGUGUUGUGACCUUGUAAGACAACAUCCUUGCAGCGGUUAUUCUCCUUAGUCUAGGAUAAGCUAGUUAUGUUCAUGGUAACAAUUUUCUCUGCCUACAUCAAAAAAAUGUCAUAUUCUUAAUAUGUCUCUCUUUUCUUUUGAAUUUUGGCAUGGUUUAAUAGACCAUGCCAUAACAAUGAAUCAACUUUCUUAGAUUAUUUUCUUUUUUUAAUUUGCCACGUCAUUGAAUCUCUGUGUCCUCGUACAUGCGCUAAACUUUUGUCGGUAGUAUGGGCUUUAAAUUUUAUGUUUCAGUGGCAAAUGUCAAUUCCCAGUUGCGUCUCCGUCAACGAUAAAUCUUUUUCAUGGCACAUGUUUUUUUACCUUAUUGCUGAAUUCUCACUUCGCAAAACUGUGCAGGGAGGUGAUCGAAAGGAUGUCUUUUUUUAUCAAGCUGAUGAUCAGCAUUAUAUUCCUCGGGCUCUCCUUAUGGAUUUGGAGCCCAGAGUUAUAAAUGGCAUCCAGAAUAGUGAAUACCGGAAUCUGUACAAUCACGAGAAUAUCUUUGUCUCAGAUCAUGGAGGUGGUGCAGGAAAUAAUUGGGCUAGUGGAUAUCACCAGGUUCUCUUCAUUAUUUUAUUGAAUGAUUUUCGUCCCUGUUUUCAAAUUAAAUAUUAUUAAAAUAUUUUCCGAUAUUAAUUAUCAUUGUGUGGCAAAAUAUAUCAUUUCAAAGUCAUUUUUCUAGUUUAAUCUCAACUCACAUCAAUUACUUAUUAGGAUAGAAAGUCUCUUAUCUUCAUGACCAGUAUGCUUGUUCACUGCUGCAGUAUCUAAGCUUCUUUAAGGAUUUAAAAAUGUGGUUUUCCGGUCAUGAGAUAUGACGUGCCUUUACCUUUUGGCUUCCAUUAUUUGGCAGUUUUGUAUCUUGAAUUUGUGAUUUAACUUUGUAUUGUUCCGUUAUCUCUUAUAGGAUGCGAUUCAUGACCAAACGGAUAUGCCAUCUGCUUCAUUCCUUCCUCUCUGUCAUGAUAGCAUCGGAAAAAAUAUCAUAUUAUCUGUGGCUUUUGUGAUGAUCACUGGAUAUACUUCUUUUCUUAUGCCCGGGGCAUUGUGUAGUAUUGUCCCCCAGUUUGAUUUUGAUUGGAAGCUAAUCUAUGUCUCCCAUUGUUUAGUGGUUUCUUUGCUAUUUUUAUGUUGGAUAUGCUUUUCGUCAUGAAAGAAUGUCACUAAUGUUAUAUAUUAUAUUCUCUCUUAAUUGUUGUUUGUUUUGAAUCAGGGAGAGCAAGUUGUUGAUGAUAUAAUGGAUAUGGUCGAUAGGGAGGCAGAUGGAAGUGAUAGCCUUGAAGGAUUUGUUUUAUGCCACUCAAUUGCUGGAGGGACUGGCUCAGGUAUCUUCAAUUAACAAUUGCUUUCAGUAUUCCAAACCUUGUAUUAUUUUCGGCAUUCUAAUUUUGAACACCUUGUAAUUUAUAUUGAAUCAUUUGUAUCCUUUACUCUGGAGGUCACUAGUUGAAGAUCAGUCUUUUUUGCCGAUCAUUAUCUCAAUACAUCUACCUGCGGUCACAGGCUGUUACAGCAAGGAAAUCUCUCUCUCUCUCUCUCUCUCUCUCUCUCUCUCUCUCUCUCUCUCUCUCUUUUUCUCUCUUGAUGAGUAAAAGUUAUAAUAUUGAGUAUUACUGUAGAGUGUAAUCUUCAUGUAAAAUUUUAAUUUUAAUUUUAAUCUUCAUCUGUUGUGUGCUGCUUUUUUUAUUUUGUCAUAAUCUGUUUUUUUCUUUUUUUUGUCACAGGAAUGGGUUCAUAUCUCUUGGAGACAUUAAAUGAACGCUACAGCAAAAAGCUGGUUCAGACAUAUAGUGUUUUCCCCAAUCAGAUGGAGACGAGUGACGUAGUUGUUCAGCCUUAUAAUUCACUUUUGACCCUUAAGCGGUUGACACUGAAUGCUGAUUGUGUUGUUGUCCUCGACAAUACUGCUUUAAAUAGGAUUGCCGUGGAACGGCUUCAUCUCUCAAAUCCUACAUUUGCACAAACAAAUUCCUUGGUCUCUACUGUGAUGUCUGCCAGCACAACUACUCUGCGGUAUCCAGGAUAUAUGAAUAACGACUUGGUUGGCCUUCUCGCUUCAUUAAUUCCAACUCCAAGAUGUCAUUUUCUAAUGACAGGGUAUACACCACUCACUGUGGAGCGACAGGUGAGUAUUCAGAGAUAUCUGUAUUAAUACUUCUUUCAGCAUGUUUAUUUUUUAAGGUGUAGGGUUCUUUAAUGCUUAUUACUCUAAUGAAAGCAAAAUAUUGGUUCUCGUUUCUUGGUGGGGAUAACGGCAACACGUGCGUUGAGAGUCACUGCUGAUUAUCCAGCUGCAUGCUUGAAUUUGAUCUAGUGUUGCUUCAUGAUCUAGGAUACGCUAACUUAUUAGCCCUUUAUUCAAUAACACUACCAUCGGUUUUUUAUCAUGAAGAUGCACAUGUUUGAUUUUGUACGCAAGGAGAUGCUGUAUUGCUUUUUAUAUCAACUUAAAGUGUGUUGGGCUUGGUCUAUAAUAGCUAAAGAAGAGGAAAACAAUGUUCGGAUUAAAUGUUACUGCACAUUGCGAUCAGGCCUACCACUUGCCAUCCAUAUGUCUUGCCCAUAUAAUUGUCAAAAUCCUCUGGGUUCUUGUGGCAUGUCGAUUGGCCCAGGUCUUAGAUUUGUUAGUUGACAGAUUUUUGAUGAGCAAAACUGAACCAGCUAUGCUGAGAUCCAAGUUAGGAAAUCCUUGAUGAAGUCACUCGGAAGAAAAUAUCAUAUAAAGACGUAAAUAUCAAUAAGGUGAGCAGUAGACAGAUUUGAAUCAGAAUCCCUGUGCAUUCCAAUGAAAGGACAAUUUUCAGUCUCUAAUUUUCAAGAAGAUCAACUCUCAGAAUAAAUUGGAAACCAAUAAAUAGCAUACUUAAAACUCCUAUCUGAAAAGAAUGAACUUUGAAUGCAUAAUGGACUCAUAGUUUAUCAAUUUUAGAUACAUUGUUUCUGGGUCCCCAUUUACCAACAUUAGUGAAAAAUAAAAUACCAGUCUACUAGAUUUUAUUAUCUUUAAAAAUCUGAAAUCUGUAUGCGUGAUUAGUUGGAAUCCUUCUAUUUUUGAUUGGCCAAUCAAACUUUUAUCUGCAAGUUGGCGGGUGAAAGACUGGGUCGAGCUUUCUACAGAGGUUAAAAAACCAUCUACAUUGAUCGAUUCUUGUCCUACACUACUUUUCUUGAAAAACAUGGCUGUGACUGCAAAUGACAACCAAGAAAUCCGCUGCUCCUCGCAAUAAAGAGAAGUCACUUUGGGUUGCAUGCUAUUUGAGACAUUUCCCCUGUUUAUGACACUUAGUGUUGGAAGUUUAUCAACUUGACGUCCAUUUACAGUUUUCUUUUCAAACUUUCUAUUAAACACGUAUCACUUCUGCAGAGAUCACUGGGUUAUGUUCUUGUGAUUCUGGUCCCUCCCACAAAGUAGCAGACUCAUACUUUUGUUUUUGCAGGUCAACGUUAUACGUAAAACAACUGUUUUAGAUGUUAUGAGGAGGCUCUUACAGGCACGAUCACCCACUUGCCUUUGCCACUUGAAAGUUCUGAAACGCUUGUUUUUUCACUGAAUAAACCUGACAUUUGUGUGCCUUGCAGACUAAGAACAUUAUGGUUUCUUCUUAUGCGCGUACUAAGGAGGCGAGCCAAGCAAAAUACAUUUCUAUCUUAAAUAUUAUUCAGGGAGAAGUGGACCCUACUCAGGUAUUCUUGGGUAUUCAUAUUGGUUCUUUAUUCGAAUGCUAUAAUCAAGAAAGGAAAAAGGCACGAGACUGUUUUCUCUGUCAGAUUUAAACAAUGUUACUAUUGUCGUCUAACGAUCUUAGAGACUUCUGUCGAGCCUCUGCAAAACGUUACCGAUGCAUGUUGCUGACGUUUCAGUUGAAGCUAACCAGCGCUAAUGUUCCCACUGGCAUGCAAACGGAAUCUUUUCUCACACUAUGUGAAUUCUUAACAUAUUCCGUCCAAAGAGCCUUUUUAAUCCUAAGUACAUAUUGCAUUGUAUUUAUAAGAGGCAUCGAGCUCGCUAGAAGAUCUCGUGGUAAUCAAUCUAUCUGUUAUUCUAACGCAGCUACAUGCUGCUUGCAUUUUUGCAUGUGUAUCAGCUAUGCGAUUUACAUAGUGCUUAACAUCCUGAAAUAUCCUAGCAUUGUAGCUCGAAGGCGACUAAGUCCAGAAACUGAGUUGAAUUUCUUUACAUGUGCAAGAAUCUAAGCAAAGCCUGACAAUUUCUGUGACCGUCACAACCUAAAUUUUUAUACUCUGAUUUUUUCCGCACUUGCUAUGUUUACUUCAUGUUCUUUACAUUCUUAUCUUGUUCCCUUAACAGGUGCAUGAAAGCCUGCAGAGGAUACGUGAAAGGAAGCUGGUUAAUUUUAUUGAGUGGGGGCCUGCCAGCAUCCAGGUAAGCUACGUUGCAGGUGACGCAGAUUUCCUAAAACAGUUAUCUCUAUAGGGGUGCUCACAGGGAGCUUCCCAAUGAUUUCAGGUUGCCCUGUCGAGGAAGUCUCCAUACAUUCAGACAGCUCACAGGGUAGGCUUCUUUUGUCGUACUUCCUCUCCUCAUACCUCCCCUCUCCCCCUCUCCCCCUCUCCCCUCGUUCUCAAUGCCGCCAAUCUCUUGCUGCAACAGGUCAGUGGUCUGAUGCUUGCGAACCACACGAGCAUACGCCACCUCUUCGGCAAGUGCUUGAGCCAAUAUGAGAAACUGAGGAAGAAGCAGGCCUUCCUUGACAACUACAGGAAGUUCCCCAUGUUUGCCGUGAGUUGUCGAUGCCAACAUCUGCAGCCUCCACAAUCUUUUCGACACGCAGUCUUUAGCUCUCCCCCGUUGACCCAGAUGUGCGCGAAAUAUUGACUUUUUCCUAUGGUGUCUGCAGGAUAAUGAUCUCUCCGAAUUUGACGAGUCCCGAGAGAUUAUAGAGAGCUUGGUUGACGAAUAUAAGGCCUGUGAAUCACCGGAUUACAUCAAAUGGGGGUUGGAGGUACGUUUAGAUGGUAACAUUGCCAGAUAUGGAGGCUUACCCACUGUCAACGCCUCUGAUUAUGGUUCAUUCUUGGCAGGAUCCGGAGAGGGCCAUGACCGAAGAAGGUAAUAUCGCGGGAUUGUUGGACUCGAAACUCACCCUGUAA
Spirodela intermedia is the source of this 6140-nucleotide messenger RNA. Lineage: Eukaryota; Viridiplantae; Streptophyta; Magnoliopsida; Alismatales; Araceae. The record is from the annotation of a GenBank genome assembly.